Molecule: messenger RNA, 1335 nt
Organism: Lingula anatina
Lineage: Eukaryota; Metazoa; Brachiopoda; Lingulata; Lingulida; Lingulidae
Source: RefSeq, a predicted model, not a curated record
AUGACAAUUCCUGCACCAACGACUCCUCUGGCAACUACAACAACAACUCCACGGGUGACUACAACAACGACUCCUCUGGUGACUACUACGACGACUCCUCUGGCGACUACCACAACGACUCCUCUGGCGACUACAACAACUACUCCUCUGGUGACUACAACGACUCCUCUGGCGACUACUACGACGACUCCUCUGGCGACUACAAUAACAACUCCACUGGUGACUACAACAACGACUCCUCUGGUGACUACAACUACUCCUCUGGUGUCUACUACAACUUCUCUGGCGACUACAACAAUAACUAUUCUGGUGACAAGUACCACGAUUCCUCCAACGACUAUUUCAACGACUCCUUUGUCAAUAACUACAAGGCCUCUUCUGGUAACAACUACAUCGACUCCUGUGUUGACUACUUCAACGACUCCUCUGGCGGCUACUUCAACGAACCCUCUAGAGACUAGUGCAAGUCACCCGUCAGUUCAUACAACAAUGCCGCAACCGACAAAAAUUCCUUUAGCCAACUUUACAACAAUGGAUCCUUUGAUCACUAAUUCAGCCGCGACCCUUUGGAAAGAUACUUCAACAUCGACUCUCUUGAAGACUACUGCGACACGUUUGACGGUCACUACAUCCCCUCUAACGAAUCCAACAGCUACAAUUCAGCCCACAGCAGUGACAAUGAACAAACUUACUACUCCUAUCACGACUAUUCUUGCAAAUUCUGUCCAAAAUGAAGCAACGACAACUUCAAAAACUAUUUCCACGACUUCCAGUGUUAAUCUGGCAACAACUCCCAAAAUUACUCCUACGCCAUUUGCAUUCACCGAGGCAACGCAAACUAUGGAUACAACAGUGCGGCCAGGGGACACAACAGUAGGGCCAGGGCACACAACGGUUGAGUACACAACAGUAGGACCAGGAGACACAACAGUGGGGGACACAACAGUGGGGCCAUGGUACACAACAGUGAGGCCAGGCGUCACAACAUUGGAGCCAGGGGACACAACAAUGGGUUCAGGGGGCACGGCAGUGAGACCAGGGGACACAGCAGUGGGGGGCACAACAGUAGGGCCAGGGGAAACAACAGUAGAGCCAGGGAACAUAGAAGUUAAACCUAGUGCACCAACAGAGCAGAGUGAACAGAAUACGCAACGUACAUCGACAGAAGACUCUCCUAAAGACGGAAUACAUGGGGGGACAGACGAAUCUACGAAUAACGGCGGUUCCGCUGACUCCUUCUCUCAUGACGGAUCAACCGGAUCUUCAUCUGGUGGUAGUCUCUCUCUGGACGGAUUGCCAGGUAUUGAAUAUCCGGAUGGUACACAAUCCGACGGU